AUGUCUGUUGUGGAUCAGAAAGCCAACAUCGAGUUUGUGGAGGACGUCCAACCUCAGAAAGCGCACGAUGAGGUGUUAAUCAACUCUAUGGGGCAUAUUCAGCUGCUUCCUGUACCCAGCAAGGAUGUUAAUGACCCACUCAAUUUUACAUUCUGGGAGAAGACUGGUGUGAUUGUCAGCUGCUGCUGGUUCUCGGUCAUGUCUCUCUGUGUGGUCGGAGGGCUUGGUGCUAUACUGGGGGUCUUUGUUGAGUUAUACGGUGCCGAGGGCGUUAGUCCAACUCAUGUUGUCUGGCUGAGCACGUUUCCUGCGUUGUUUGUGGGAAUCGGGAACUAUUUGAUUCUUCCUUUGGGUCUUAUCUAUGGCCGUCGAUUUGCCGCAGUUCUGGCCAUUGCUCUUAAUUUCAUAUUUACGAUUGCCUGUGCGGUAUCGAAUAGCUUCGAACAACAUUUCGCUUUCCGGAUCAUGCAGGGACUGGCGACAGGUGCCACAGAGUCGCUCCUUCCCUUGAUGCUUUCUGAGGUGACUUUCAUUCAUCAACGGGGGCUGGUGUUUGGUAUUUAUUGGUCAACACAGAACAUGGUCACCAGCUGCCUUAACCUAGCCUCCUCGUAUGAAGUGGCAGCCCUUGGAUGGCGCUGGUUCUACUGGGUCUAUGUGAUUGCAAUAGGCUUGGGUCUGCUGUUGGUCUUAUUUGGCUGCUUUGAAACCAAAUACCAGCGUAGUGCACAGUUUCUCAAUGAGCAGGUGGUUUUCACGGAUCAAUUUGGCGUUACGCGGAUUAUCGCGGCAGCGGACGCUGAAGAGUAUCUGCAGGCACAAGAUGCGGACGACACAAAUAUCCCUGAUGAGGCACGGCCUAAGAAGUCUUAUUCUCAGAUGUUGAAGUUGUGGCAGACACCCGUGGAUAAUCCUAUUCAAACAAUGCUGACCACUUGGUUCCACAUGUUCGAGGCCUUUACUUCUCCGGGUAUUCUAUACGCUACACUACUGAGUUCUGUGGUCCUAGGAUCGAGUAUUGGAUGCAGUUUAACUUACGACUCUGUGUUACAGAGCUACGGGUGGCCGGCCAAGAAUGUUGGGUUAAUCAAUCUGGGCGGAGUAUUCGGUGGUCUUAUCGCCAUGCUAUACGCGGGUGUGUUUGGUGAUUGGUUUGUUUUGUAUAUGGCCAAACGCUCUGGCGGUGUUCAUAUCCCGGAGCACCGACUGAUUCUGUUGAUUAUUCCUGGAAUUCUCAUGAUCGGAUCCCUUCUCCUGUAUGGGUUCACCGCAGACGGCAGCUCUACAUGGGGUGGGCCAUUUAUGGGUUGGACCAUCAUUCAGGUGGUCUUUGUGUCUGUUCUGAUCCUUUCUACGUCAUUUGCGGCUGAGGCCUGGGAGAAGAAUCCAGGUCCUGCUCUUGUGGCAGUUGUGGGGACCAAGAAUAUCAUUUCAUUUGGAAUCAGCUAUGGUUUGGUCCCCAUGGUGGCCAAGUAUAGCUACCCGAUCGCGAUGGGUAUUCUUACGGCAGUGUCAGGUGGCAUUUUUCUUCUUGGAAUUCCAGUUUAUCUCUUCAAUCCUACAUGGCGUCGUUAUAUGCAGCGACGAGAAGCCUUGAAACCGACUCUAUAG
Messenger RNA from Penicillium odoratum, 1611 nucleotides. RefSeq lists its product as uncharacterized. Gene Ontology annotation, biological process: transmembrane transport. The transcript is spliced from 6 exons. The record is from RefSeq and is a predicted model, not a curated record. Bases 1 to 1611 code for a protein of 536 amino acids. Lineage: Eukaryota; Fungi; Ascomycota; Eurotiomycetes; Eurotiales; Aspergillaceae. Gene Ontology annotation, molecular function: transmembrane transporter activity.